Echinostoma caproni is the source of this 507-nucleotide messenger RNA. The record is from the annotation of a GenBank genome assembly. Lineage: Eukaryota; Metazoa; Platyhelminthes; Trematoda; Plagiorchiida; Echinostomatidae.
AUGGCCAGCGGGGCGUUUCCUUCACCUAUCCUUAAUAUGGACUCACAAGCCAUCAGUUUGCCCGAGCUCCCGGCAGACGGGAAACCGGACGCGCCGUUUGAUGAAUCCGAGCUCGGUUCUGUGGAAGAACAGAAACACGUUGUCCUGCACUUGCUUUCUCAGCUCAAACUGGGCAUGGAUUUGACCAAGGUAUGUGAAAUUCAUGUUUCCAUUGCAGAUUGUCCUACUUUUGAUCUGGUCAAUUAUGCCGGAAAGCAGCAUUACUACUACAUGACCCUGAUUGUGCUGCCGACUUUUAUCCUAGAGAAACGAUCCUUACUGGAAAUGUUCGCCGACUAUAUGGCUCAUCCGGAUCUAUAUCUGCGUAUCACUCUAGCUCCGGAUCCGGAGUCUCGAAUGAUCGCGUUUGUCCAGUGGUAUGUAACAACGUUUCAUGCGGGGCGCAAGGUAAGAUUUCACGUUCGCAUUUUCAUCAUGUUUUGCGUACGUGCAUUACUAUCUGAUUGA